Molecule: messenger RNA, 3267 nt
Organism: Petromyzon marinus (sea lamprey)
Lineage: Eukaryota; Metazoa; Chordata; Hyperoartia; Petromyzontiformes; Petromyzontidae
Source: RefSeq, a predicted model, not a curated record
CCUCCACCCCCCCACCCUCCCAGCCUCCACCCCCCACCGUGAAGCGACCGUCCCCGGCGAUGUCGUCCGAGCUGCGGGCCUCGCUGCUGCACCGCGACGGGCAGAGGCGGCGGUUCGCGGUGCCCGCGGGCGGCGGCGGUGGCGGCGUGCGGGGCUUGGCGCGGGCCCUCCAGACCCUCCGGGAGGAGGUCUCUGAGGCACUGACCGAGUUGGUGGAUCAGGAGAAGACUGCGGCGGCUACCGGCGGCGGCGGUGGUGGAGAAGGCUCGGCUGGAGAAGAGGCGGACGAGAGCGAUGAUGAUGACGACGAUGACGACGACGACGGUGGUGGUGGUGACAAAGCUCCUGGACAGGGUCAGGCUGGACCGCGUCAGCCUGGGUCUGAGUUCGAGUCCGGGUCACGUCAAGCGGCGUGCGAGGGAGCUGUGAAGCGAGGAGUGGGACAGCAAGAAGCUUUGAUGAAGUCUCCCGCGAAAAAGAAGAAGCAUUAGGACUUGUCGUUUUUUUUCCCCCGAUCAUCGGCUCUCCUGGCCUGCCAAUGAGGGCCGUGUGUACAUGAACGAAUCUUUAUUUCGGCUGGGUGAGGGCCUCACCACACUGUGUUCGUCGUGGGGGUUAUGUGAGCGCACUUCACUACGCUGGUUCUUAUGGGUUGGUGAAGAUAUAGGGGGGGGGGGGGGCGGAGGGGGGUGUAUCCAGGGCCGGUUCAGAUAUCGCUCGCCACUGAUGUUAGCCGUGGCUGGGAAGCGAACUCGUGUCAGCCAGGUUCAGAGCACAGAGCGCUUAAAACUUCUGGCACCACCGCUCCCCGAAAGGGUUAUGGAGAAGCAGUGGUUGCGACUCGUUGAUUUUGACUUCACAAAAUAGCCGUGAUGUAUGAGCACAAAAGAACACAUCUGUCGAUGACAUUGCCCUAAAGAAAGAAAUUAUAUAAUCGGUGACGUUUUCAGGCGGUGUAAUUUAUUUUUAUAUAUAUCGCAGAGGAACCAUACAGAUUGAAUAGCUGAUAACAGUUGCUCUGGCCACUAUCUCACUUGCCCCCAAACAUCACAUAAUCUAAUUUCUGCUUUGUGCGCGCGUCGGUGUCGAAAAGCGAUUGAGCGAGUUAAGAUUCGCAUUGUGAGCCGUGUCCGUUUUUAUAAAUAAAACUCCAGCCCUGGUGUGUUCUCCAUAUUAUGACUAAGCGUGCUGCGACAACGCGGGGUGUUCGCCGAAGUGGGGAAGCCAGUGACCUACAAACCCCAACCAGUAAUCCCUGCAGUCGGCACAACUUCAGGGCAAUUCAGUACAGUGCGUACUCCAGUCCUUGCCAUCCACCACGGCAAGCCUCCGUUCGAAUUCUGAUUUGCAAAAUAUGUAAGCAGAUAACGUCUCGUAUAUGUCUCUCCACAUAAAAAAAAUAGUAUUUACACAACCAUUUGCCCGCACGGCCCUCUGGGAGUUAUUAAUUUCAGCAGCAAAGAUUUUUACUUUACUCCCAGAAAGCUGUGGGGCCCAUGGAUUGUGUUGAGAAUACUUUCAUUUUAUGUGCGGUCAGAUAUACGAAGGAGACGGAGACUUGGGCCCCAGAGGAGUGCAUUCGCCACGCGUUCAAUAAUCCAUAAACCACGCACUCGCACGCAUCGUUUGGCUCGUACGAAGGUACGCCGCCCACGAGGCUUUUAGUCAAUUUACACUUUUAAUCAAUCGUGCGUGCUUCGUAACAUUGCGUGCGCACACACUCUACGCGAGACAGACGCGCGGACAAAGGUGGAUGCCUGGUGGUUAACAUACGCGGGGGGUGGGUGAGGUUUUAGGUGCAUAUGACGACGCGGGUGCGUUUAGGUUCGACGGCGUCGCACACAUGGAGAUAGUACACGAGCAUCACAAUCGGCUUGCGUUAACCAGGGGUGGGGUUUGGGAACCUUUCCCCUUAACUUGGGAGCCAAAAUGAAUUUUUCGUUCCCCUCUUGUGGAACCCACGUGUUAAUAACGCCCAUCUUUUUCGGCGUUAUCCAAUAAUAAGGUGAAAAAUAAUUACCGCCGGGCCUUCGUUUCAAUCCGGUUUGUCCGGGUGAGAGACUCGGAAUAUAUUUCCGCACUCGGCACACCAACCAGUAUACCUCGCGCUCUGGCUGAGCUGCUGGUCGCGUUCCACAUACUGAAAGUUCAGCCGCGACCUUGAAAAUGCUCGGUGAGACAGCAAGAGAUGAAUGUGCAUAACAAAUAAAUGCAAUGUUGUUGGGGAGCUCAAUAAAUAUGCCCCUCGAGUAUCCAAUUAGUAUGGCUACGAUGCCUGCAGUAAUGGAUAUAUAUAUUCAUGGGCCGUUUUAAAUUGGCAGGUCUCAUGCGGCCGCGGGCCAUGGCGUUGCUACCCAUCCUGGAUUUUUCGGAGUUGUAGCCAUCCUGAUAUGUUUUAAUAACUUCCCAGGACAUUAAAUAGCCCGGUUUUUGUAAUUUGCACAGUUAUAUACCACUCUAGACAAUGCAUCAACGUGUAUUUAUUCAUGGGAGAUAUUCUUCCCAUGGAUAUGUCCCAGUGUUUUUGUUACCUUGGAGGUGGCAACCCUCGCGGGCAGUGUGAAAUGAAGCCACGGGCCGAAUCUGGCCCGUGGGCCAGAGGGUCUCCCCCCACCCCUGGUAUAUAAGCGUAUCCUGGCAUACACGCAGUUCGUUAAUGAUCAUUCAGAAGCAGCACGUGGUUAUUAUGGAUGUUACGGAUAAAACAUGUCACUUUUUUAUAUGCAGGACAAACAUACAUGCUUAUUUUUGCUCAAAUAUAUAUAUGGGGUAGGUACAGUAACGAUUAGAGUGUUGAUGGAUGGGAAGUACAUACGAUGCUUAAUUAUUUCGUGCAGUUUUGGAAUGUGAAUUGAAGGGUUCGUAUAAUCAUUAUCAGGAAUGUAACUUCACCCCUCCCUCCCUCCUCUCUGCGACUCGAUGAAUUGCCACGAUGUGGUAACGAUUCCAUGAAAUCAUCUUUUUUUUAAACAUUCAGAAUCAGCAGUAGGGAGUGUAGCGCCUCUAGUGGUUGCAGGGUUUACGUGAACCAAUCACAAGGAACGUAACGGCCAAGUUAAAGAUUGAACGUUUGGAACGUUGGGCGAACGUUGGUCGAACGUUGGUUCAACGACAUGUCAACGUUGGUCGAACGUUGGUUCAAUCACGACAACGUUGGUCGAACGUUGGUUCACCCACAUGUCAACGUUGGUCGAACGUUGGUUCAACCACAUGUCAACGUUCGUCGAACGUUGGUUCAAUCACGCCAACGUUGGUCGAACGUUGGUU